Molecule: messenger RNA, 1171 nt
Organism: Micropterus salmoides (largemouth bass)
Lineage: Eukaryota; Metazoa; Chordata; Actinopteri; Centrarchiformes; Centrarchidae
Gene: nmbb
Product: neuromedin Bb
Exons: 3
Coding region: 260-763 (167 amino acids)
Biological process (GO): neuropeptide signaling pathway; positive regulation of hormone secretion
Cellular component (GO): neuron projection
Molecular function (GO): neuromedin B receptor binding; neuropeptide hormone activity
Source: RefSeq, a predicted model, not a curated record
AAAUCAAACCUUAGUUAAUCAAACCCCAACUGAACAUUUGCGCAAUUGUAAAUUGCUGUUCAUUAAGUUGGGUGGCUGAGAGAACAGUUUUUCAGCAAACAUUCGUAUCUGCCCUGAGUUAUAGAUAAAUCGUGUUGUGCGUAAAAGACGCACAGCCAGAGGCGCGGUCCAACGAAACCUUGACAAUGAGUCGCACAUUUCGAUUUAUGCAGCUGGCGGAAUAAAAAGUACACGCAACAAAAACAGAGCCCACCCCCUCAUGAGAGCCUAUAAAAGCGGGAUGCCUCUGUGCUAUUCACGACCAACAGGAGAGACUUGGAAACUUGUACCUGAGAGGACGCCACUCCGCGUUGAGAUGAGACGGUUUACAAUGAAUAAUGUUUGCCAGUGUGGCUUAUUUACUUAUCUUGUCAUAUUUUCUUUCAUGUCUUUUACCGCCGCAGUGAGUUUUGACCUGACUGAACUUAGGAAUAAAGUAGCAAAAAUUAAAGUCAAUCCAAGAGGCAAUCUUUGGGCUACAGGACAUUUCAUGGGCAAGAAGAGCGUGAUGGAUACCCCUCUAUUGCCUUCAGCUGAGGGGCAGGGUGCUGAUGCGCUGGAAGUCACCCUAUCCAGGGAGCAGAGCGCUCUCGGGGAGCUCUUCCAAGAGUUCCUGCGGCUGGCGUUACAAGCGCAGGUGGAUCCACAAGAGAGCCGCUCGAAAAAUCCGGAGGCGGACUUGUUGAUGAGGAUUUUAGAAAGCUACAUCCAAAGCAGAAAGUGAUACACAGGAUGACAGUCUGGCACGCAUGAACACGGAUCCGAGGUCAUCUGGCCUCAUGGAUUAAAAUAAAUAAAUUAGACACAGCCUACUGUCUCCUGCUCAUCAUGAUUGUAAUUUACUGUAACUGUCAUAAUAGCUACUCAUGUACUAUUUGCAAUACACGUACAAGUUUUGUUCCCCAAUUUGUUUUAAUGAUGAUAUUUCACGUUGUCUUGUCGUUUAAAGUUAGCUAUUUAUAUUAAAUAAAAUCUUUAUUUGCAUUGCUGUGAUUCUGGCAGAUAAAUGACGGCAUAUGUAUAGAUCACAUUUUUAUCUUCAUCGGCACACAGAAUGGCUGUAUGGAAACACUGGUCACUUCAUUCACACCUCUGGGUUUCUUCUAUCAUUUUCCUAAAUCUCCGGAGAAAA